Pyrus x bretschneideri (Chinese white pear) is the source of this 651-nucleotide messenger RNA. RefSeq lists its product as uncharacterized. The transcript has 2 exons. Bases 1 to 651 code for a protein of 216 amino acids. The record is from RefSeq and is a predicted model, not a curated record. NCBI's taxonomy places the organism in Eukaryota, Viridiplantae, Streptophyta, Magnoliopsida, Rosales, Rosaceae.
AUGGGUUCUGGUUAUGGUGAAGUCGUUGCUAACCUGUUCCAAAAAUGUUGUUACACCCCAUCCCAACUUGUGUUCGAUCAGGAAAUGAAAACUCUCAUCAAGGAUGGUGGUACAAUAAUUCAUAAAUAUUUGCAAAACACACCCAAAGAAAACUGGUCCAAUGCACACUUCAGGGGGAAAAUAUAUGGUAAGAUGUGCUCUAAUAUUGCAGAAUCCUUCAAUUCUUCGAUUUUGGAUGAACGCAAGAUGCCAACUUACCAAAUGAUUGAUAACAUACGUGUGAAGUUGAUGGAGAUGAGUUCUGAUAGGCAACGUGAAGCCGAAAUAUGGACCCCACCAAUAUGCCCAACAAUGGAUGACGAAAUGAUGAAAAUGGUUGAAGUUGGAAGACAUUGGAACGUGUGUCGUUCAACUAUUUUGAAAGAUGGAGGUAACCCAUAUGAUUAUGUCGAAGAUUAUUUCACAACAGAUUUCUAUAAGUCUUCUUAUUCAUAUCCCAUCAUUCCUGUACUUGAUAUUGAAAAGGAUGAACAAUCUAUGAGUCAGGAGUUUGUGAUAGAACCCCCAUUGACAAAGAGGCCCCCAGAUAGACCAAAAGUUAAAAGACUAAAAUCUAUUGGGGAAGAAACACGCAACAACCGGAAAACUUGA